CCCAGCUUUGCCUGAUUGGAGGCCCCACACGGUCAAAGAUGUCCAAAAACCGAGAUCGUCGCCUCCGUAGCCGUUUUGGCUCAGGCAUUUCUCGGCUCAAGCCUGCCACGAUCGAGACGGCCCAGCUGGUGCCCGGCUGCUGUUCAACGGCAGCGCGCGACCUUUUUUCCCCCCCCAACUGCUCCAGCCGCGCGGCAUCCGAUAGCCAUGGCGCAGGCCGUCCUUGGUCCUGGAGUCUGCGGCACCGCCGCGCCGCAGCAGCACGAUCGCCCGGCUCCUGCGUGGCACCCGGGGCUCCAAGGCAGCGUCGAGUGCCGCUCCCCAUCCCUGGACGGGGCCGCCGGCGAGUCGGAGAGGUCCACCGCCGUGGGGAUGCCCGAUAGGUUCAUUUUUCAGAGCUUCGCGUCGACGGCCAGCGGCAUGCCGUUGAUGGCGCCGCCAGGGCGGUGGGCCGUCGGCUCCGAGGCGAGCACUGCGCCCAUCGUGCCGUCGCCGACGUGCUGCCAAUCGGACCCCGUGCCGUGCGGCCUGAGCAUGCACGACCGCCACGCCGCGGCGCCGUCGAACCCCCUCAGCAGCUAUGUCAAGAAGGAGUGGGACGAGGACAACUUCCCAUCGGCGAUUGUCCUCUACCCCGGCACGGACGACGAGGGCGAGCCCCAGGUCGGCGGCGUGGGAGCUCUGGCCGGUCCCAGCGCCGAAGCCGAAGCGCCACUACGCCCGCAUCCCAACCGCCAUGUUCGGACAGGCGUCGGCAUUGCCCAGCCCUGGCCAGCGCGUUCGGGCCAUCCUGGGGACGCGCCUGGGGAACCGCCACACCGUCCCGGUGGAUCAGCAGACCACGGCGGCUCCCGCGACGGCCAUUGGUAUCGUGGUGGCCUCCACGGCGCAGGAGACCCUGGCUCACGCUGUUCAUGAGAGGAAGGUAGGUUGGCAGGCUCGGCGCGCCACCCAGCCCAGGAUCACCACCCUGGUGGUGCGCAACCUACAUACCUCGACAUCUCAGCAGGAGUUCCUUGACGAGGUCAACCGCAGUGGGUUCGUACAGAAGUACAAUUUUGCAUACCUUCCGAGGAACUUCGGGGACGGCUCUGGGAAAGGCGUGGCGUUCAUCAACUUCAGGACUGCUGAUGCGGCCAGCACCUUUGCGGCCGCCUGGCACCGCUCCAGGCGUCUCAGCACCAAGGAUGAGGCCGGCAAAGACGUCCCGCUCAACGUCUCCAGCGCCUUUGUGCAGGGCCUCGAGGCGAACCUGCGCAAGUGGACCGGCGGACGGGUGACGCGCGUCCAGAAUGCUGACUUUUUGCCCUUUGUCCUCGAGGAUGCAGAGCCAGAGCCGAUGGCCUCGUGGCCAGAAGCUUCGGAGCUUGCCGCCGUCGUUGCGAUGAAUCCUCGCUGAUCCUUGCCAACACUUCACGCUCGUCACACUAAGCAUAUGUAUCAGCGCUGCCCCUUAGCUCCGUGCUUCCUCUAUGACUCCGUCCAUCGACGGGCGGUCUCGCCCGCGGUGCGUGUAUUCGAGCGCACGCCAAUUGUGGCACGGACGUGAGUGAGGCUGAGUCCUUUUGCUGAUCCCAGCUUGAGAAGCGAGCGCUAUAGCUUAUAUCCUUGCCAACAUUCCACGCUCGUUACUCUAAACGAAUGUAUCAGCGCUGUUCCUUCUCCUCUAUGAUUCCGUCCGUCGACAGGCGGUCUCGCCCGCGGUGCGUGUAUUCGAGCGCACGCCAAUUGUGGCACGGACGUGAGUGAGGUCAGACGGAGCGUUGACGCACGACUUAAUUUUAUAAGCAGGUGUUGUCCAGACCCAGCUUGAGAAGACAGCUUAUACCCUUGCCAACUCUUCACGCUCAUCACACUAAACGAAUGUAUCAGCGCUGGCCCACACCUCCAUGUUUCCUCGAUGACUCCGUCCAUCGACGGGUGGUCUCGCCCGCGGUGCGUGUAUUCGAGCGCACGCCAAUUGUGGCACGGACGUGAGUGAGGUUAGACGGAGCGUUGAGGCGCGACUUCUUCGACUUUGUUAAGCAGUUGCCUUCGAAUUUCUCUCCCUCAUGAUUUUCGUUUUUGUUUUCGUUUUUGUUGCGCGUCAUCGGCGCAGGAUAGGGAGCACCUUUUCACUCCUCGUGGAGGAGGUCGGGGAGGUG
Prorocentrum cordatum is the source of this 2144-nucleotide messenger RNA. NCBI's taxonomy places the organism in Eukaryota, Dinophyceae, Prorocentrales, Prorocentraceae. The record is from the annotation of a GenBank genome assembly.